This is a messenger RNA of Drosophila yakuba, 1407 nucleotides long. RefSeq names its product WW domain-containing oxidoreductase (gene Wwox). The record is from RefSeq and is a predicted model, not a curated record. Gene Ontology annotation, molecular function: protein binding. Lineage: Eukaryota; Metazoa; Arthropoda; Insecta; Diptera; Drosophilidae. The transcript is spliced from 6 exons. The coding region runs from base 104 to 1324 and encodes 406 amino acids.
CAAAGCCGCAUGUUAUCGAUAACCGAAAUUUAUUUGGUGUUAUUUUUCGCAAAAAGAGUUUUCUUUAGCAACGAAGCUUUUUAUAAGUAUUAAGUGAUCCGGAAUGAUAUCCCUACCCGACACAGACAGCGAGGAUGAGCUGCCACCCGGCUGGGAGGAGCGUGCCACGGAUGACGGCACCGUUUGCUAUGUGAACCAGCAGGGAAAAACAUCACAGUGGACACAUCCACGUACGGGUCGCUCCAAACGGAUCACGGGCGAGUUACCCCUGGGCUGGGAGAAGUACUACGACGAGCAGGGAAAGCGUUUCAUGUUCCUCAACAAGGAGACGCAGCAACGGACGAAUGUGGAUCCCCGUUUGGCCUUCGCCGUGGAGGAGCCCACACAGAAUGUGGCCCAGGUGCGCCAGCGUUUUGACUCCUGCUCCACGGCGUUGCAGGUGCUGCACGGCAAGGAUUUGCACGGACGCACCGCCUUGAUUACGGGCGCUAAUUGUGGCAUUGGCUACGAGACCGCUCGUUCGCUGGCCCAUCACGGCUGUGAGAUCAUCUUCGCCUGCCGCAACAGAUCCACCACCGAGGCGGCCAUCGAAAGGAUUGCCCAGGAGCGGCCUGCAGCCCGUGCCCGCUGCCGAUUCGCCGCUCUGGACCUCAGCUCUUUGCGUUCGGUGCAGCGAUUUGUCGAGGAAAUCAAGCAAAGCGUUAGCCACAUUGAUUAUCUCAUCCUAAACGCCGGAGUUUUUGCACUGCCCUACACGAAGACCGAGGAUGGUCUGGAAACCACAUUCCAGGUCUCGCACCUGUCGCACUUCCACCUCACCUUGCAACUGGAGACUCUGUUUGAUUACAAAACACGGAUCGUUGUGCUGUCAUCCGAGUCGCACAGAUUCGCCAAUCUGCCCGUGGAGAAUCUGGCGGUGCAUCAUCUGUCGCCGCCGCCGGAGAAAUACUGGAGCAUGAUGGCCUACAACAAUGCCAAGCUGUGCAACGUCUUGUUCGCCCAGGAGCUCGCCCAGCGUUGGAAGCAGCGCGGCAUUUCGGUGUUCAGCCUGCAUCCGGGCAAUAUGGUGUCCAGUGAUCUGUCGCGCAACUAUUGGUUCUACCGCCUGCUCUUCGCCAUCGUGCGUCCCUUUACCAAGUCGCUGCAACAAGCAGCUGCCACGAGUAUCUACUGCGCCACGGCCAACGAGCUGACCGGAUUGUCUGGACUGUACUUCAACAAUUGCUUCUUCUGCGAGCCCAGCAAGUUGUCCAAAAGUGCUGCACUGCAGCAGCAACUGUGGAAGCUCAGUGAGCACCUGAUUGCCGAGCUUGUGGAGGAGUAGCAGCACAUACUCCAUAUGUACAUAUAUGCAUUAUGAUACCAUUGAUUCCAUUAAGUCUAAAUAUAAAUCAAAAUGUUAGUACA